Molecule: messenger RNA, 2694 nt
Organism: Symbiodinium pilosum
Lineage: Eukaryota; Dinophyceae; Suessiales; Symbiodiniaceae
Source: the annotation of a GenBank genome assembly
AUGCUGUCGAUUACUCUGGAGCUGCUGGAUAAGUGGGGCCGGUAUUAUGAGACUUCAGGAAGCCUUAAUGGGAUGAAGAUCGUGGAAGCCUGGAAGGAACUGACCAAAGAGAACGUUCGCUUCCCCCAAGGUCCUGCGGAAUAUGCUUUCCUAACGAAGCCUUCAGCCAGCCGAGACGCGGGAGCUUUCGGUUUCGGAGGAAGCGAGGCGCCUGCUGUUGCGCCUGCUGCGGCCACGGAGGAGCUCUCCGAGGCGACGCUGCAAAGUUUGGCCACGGAGGUGCAGAGCGCGAUCGCCCAACACGGGCUCGGCUCCACAGAGGUGGCGGAAGCAAAAGCACAUUACGAGUCAACACUCGCCCAAUGGCAACAUGCAGCAGCAGAAGCUGUGGAGAAAGGGGACAUGGCAGCCUAUGAGCGCCUCUCUGAAGUUGCAGUUCGAUAUGCUGAGCUGGGAAACAGGAUUGAUUCAUCUCCAUCGGUUUCAACGGAAUUUUCACGGACUUUUUCCGGGGUUUCCCCAUCACCACCCGACUCAGACACGAUGCAGGAGAGCCACGCAAGUUCACACAAGAAGCACCGGCGACGCAAAAAGGAUGCCCAGAUCGAGGGGUCAGAGCCUCAGCCCGAGGCGGCCAUGACUCCGAGCUUUGGGCAGCCCAGCUGGGCUGAUGCGGAUGAGGCUGUGGCCGCCUAUCGUUCUGGCGAGUUCGGCGGAAGCUUUGGUCUGAGCUCUACGGCUUUUCCGUCAACUCCCGGGGACGCUGUCAGCGACCCCUUUGCUACGACCAUGACUGCUGAUGGUUUCGGCGGUUUCGGUGAGCAGGCUGGAGGAUUUGCUUCGGACUACAGCUUCAACAGUGCUGGCUUUGAGGUGCCAGAAUCCAAGCCCUCUCAGCCAUCCAUUGACUCUGACCUCCAGUUUGCUCGAGCUGCUGGUACAGGGGACCCAACCGGCCCAACCUUCAGCGGCUCUGCCAGCGCCAUGAUGGCUAUGGCUGGUAUGGCUGGGGGCUCUGGAGGUGAGAGGUCACACUCAGCUGAUGCCGAGCAGAGCUUGGAGAAUGUUGAUGCUGUGAUGGCCAGUGGGAGCCAGGCUGAAGAGGAAGACUCCUUGCGCCAACAGUGCGAAAGGUUGCAAGCAGAGGUGGACGAGCUCAAGAGCCAGUUGCGAAGCAGUGCUAGCUCCAAGGAGCUGAAGGCCGCUCAAAAACGCAUCAACGAGCUGGAGCAGGAGGGCCAGGGCAACAAGGACUUGACAAUUGUAGCUCUGCGGGAGACCAACAUGCAGAUCCAGGCUGAACUAGACCGGCGUUGCCUUGACUUGGCCGCCGCAAGGCGCCGGGCAUCUGAGGCUGAGAAGCGCCUGGCAGAGAAGGAAGAGGUCUUCUCUGACACCUGCCAGCGUCUCGUGGAAGCACAGCAGCGUGUAGCCGAGCUGGAGGAAAAACUCGUGCAUGAGAACCAGGUGCAGAAGUCGCUUCAGGACCGCUUGAAGGGUGCACAAGCUCAGCAGACAGUGGCAGAAGUCGAGCUGAGGCUGAUGGGCAAGCAAGACAUGCGCUUUCUUCUGCCACCGGGCUGGAGGCUGACCCGCGAAGGAGAAGCGUUCCCUACGGUGGCGGCGCACCUCCUGGAGCUCUGCAAGCUCUUGGAGCUCUGCCCGAGCCAACCCGGUCCUUGGCCGUGCAUCAGGCGGACGAGUUGGCUUCCACGAUCUCAGACAAGGCACCUGGCAGGUCUGACGCCUCCAGGCUCGCUGAAGCGAGGCCAGGGCUUUUCUGACUCAGCUGAGUGCUGCUUCGUACGCUGCCAUGCGCUUCUCAGGGAGCCGCAGAAGGCAGCAGCUCUGCCGAGGAGCACCGCGGAGGUUCGGCGAGUCGGGAACGAGCUCGCGUUGAGAACGAGUUCCCACUUCCGCGAGUUACUGGUGAAGGCCCAGGGCACCCUGUACGAAGAUCAGCAGGCUCAGGGCAUAGGUUGUGUGAAUGAUAUCCUUCUCUACAGACUGCUGGCCCAGGAUGUGAAGCUCCAGCCCGCAGCUGAUGCACAUAGUGUGGCAAGCCGCUUUGACUUGCAAUUGCAGGUGACAGGCCAGGGAAGGGGCCACUCCUCAAUGCUCUGGCCGCAGCACCAGCUGCGCUUUCAAGGCAAGCUGGAGGUGUUUGGUGUGGUGGAUUCAUCGGAUGGGGGCCCUCAGGUUGAUCUUUCGUAUCUUCUGCCGGACAACCAAUCCCUCAGGGCUCGCUUGCGGGUGCCCUUGGGCGCCACGCGGCUGAUGGCCCCAUCGCCUCCGAAGCCUUUGGCCCCGGUGAGGGCACUGCAGCUCUGGGAUGCCCCAGAGUUCGAACAUACAGAAGUUGCGUGCGUCUGCCAACUGCGGCCAUCUCUUGCGGGCCGCGUGGGAGCUUUCGCUGUGUGGCAGGCCCUGGAGUUGGGCGGUGCUCUGAAAUGUUUGCCAGGUGCAGGGGGCUUCCGGGGCGCCUUGUUUGGGGGCUGCUACCCGGCUGGAGAGCCAGUGGACGUGCUGAUGCGGGCUGAGCUGGGGCCAAUACCUGGAGAUGAAGCGAUGUCAGCGCGGUCAGCCAAAGAGGAGCUGUGCCGAAUUGCUGUGCGGUCGACAUCCCACCUUGUCAACAGGGGUGUGGCGCAGGCUGCCAUCGAUGUGCUAUGUGACCCAGUGGGGAGACCCUGA